Messenger RNA from Actinia tenebrosa (Australian red waratah sea anemone), 1199 nucleotides. RefSeq lists its product as uncharacterized. NCBI's taxonomy places the organism in Eukaryota, Metazoa, Cnidaria, Anthozoa, Actiniaria, Actiniidae. The record is from RefSeq and is a predicted model, not a curated record.
CGUCAUUUUUAUAAGCGCGUCAUCAAAAUCAAUUAAGUGUUAAUUCGAAGCAUUCGACAUUUUUAUGAARCGUCAUCAAAACCCAAUUAACUGCCAUGUUCGCGCGCGCGUGAAUGUUUACAAUUUAAUCAAUUUUUGAAGUCUAAAACAAAAUGUACGUAGAACAACCCAGAAAGAGAGGUAGUAACAACCUCRCAAGAAAGGUGGUUGGAGGCGUGGUGAUGGUAGCAGUGUGUGUGACAGUUGGAAUUCUGGUCAUCUAUGCCAUCAAGAAGAUUGCCGAGUCAGACAUGCCUCCAACGAAAGAACCGGAAUCUAUGAGGGUCUUCACAAACAGCCAAGCUGUUGGCAGGCAUGGCCCAACAAAACUUCRCUACAAGGAUCGUAGAUUGAUCAAUGAAGUGACGCUUCACAAUGGUAUUCAACAUUGGACGGUACCACAAACUGGCAUCUGGAKGUUAGAGGCUCGCGGAGCMUCAGGUGCAGACGGUCUGCUAAAAGGAGGGACGCGYCUACAUGGCGGCAAAGGCGCACAAAUAAGCGGGAAAUUUAUGCUGAAGAAAGGAGACAAGCUAAAGAUUCUGAUUGGACAAGAAGGGACACGUGAUUUUUUGGAUCCUCGUCGACCUGGUGGAGGUGGUGGAGGAACGUUCGUCGUGAAGAAGAAUGGAAAACCUCUGCUCAUUGCCGGUGGGGGAGGGGGUGGGGGAAUUCCUCCACCUGCAGCGUUCCAGACCGAAGGCCGAGGAGCAAGACCAAACGACCACCUCUACAAACACGACCAUGCAAGUGGUCGGAAAGGCAAAGGAGGAAAACUAUAUGACACAGACGCAGCCAAACUAAUUACUGACUCUGGAGGAGCCCACAAAGUYAUCGCAGGUGCGGGGGGYGGUUUCCACGGAGAUGGAUUAGGCUACCACAAGAAUUGGGGCGGCAAGAGCUUCAUCCAUGGUGGUAUAGGAGGAGAAGCUACGCCMGUUUAURCYAGGCACAGCCAUGGUACACGUGGAGAAGGAGGCUUCGGYGGYGGGGGUGCGGCAGGGCUGCUACCCGGUGGUGGUGGUGGAUACUCCGGGGGUGGAGUCAGUGGGUGUUGGUUGGAGUGUGGUAAAGGGAAGGAGGCUGGAACCGCACAGGGCGGGAGCAAAUACCUAGACGUUCAGGACGCCCCUCAUAUCUCAAAAUCAAAUCCCAUUUAA